Messenger RNA from Oikopleura dioica, 933 nucleotides. NCBI's taxonomy places the organism in Eukaryota, Metazoa, Chordata, Appendicularia, Copelata, Oikopleuridae. The record is from the annotation of a GenBank genome assembly.
AUGGUUCAGUAUUCGAAGCAAGUGAAGAGUACCAGCAUAGCUCUUUUGAUCUUUUCUCUUUUGACAAUAUCUAUUGAUGCCGUACUUCUAGCGACUCAAAUCAUAAAUGACCUUUUACCGACUUUUGGCAUCGGCAUAUUUCUCGGUUUCUUCGGUAUUUUAGCUGGCAGUUACGGAAUAUGCGCGGCUAAAGCAACGAAGGCGGAGUUCUUCUUUGGAAAAUAUAACACUUCCGGAUGCUGGUCUGUCUUUGGUGCUAUCUUUACGUUCUUUGGUCUCUUCUGGCUUUCGUUUGCUUUCUCAUGUCAUGCGGUUUGUAUAGCUGAAUAUGGCUCUGAAGAUCCAAGUGGUUUCUAUAAGCUUUUAACUGGAAUUGUGGAAAUAGACGACGUUCAAAAUCUUCAUGAUUGGACUUUUGAUAAUACAACAAAGCCAGAUGAAGAUGAAGGAGGAGAAAUCCCUGGAACCAAGGCUUUUAUGAUGGGGGAAACAUUAACAACAGCGGCGCAGGAAGCAUCCUCUUAUGAACCAGAUGUUUCGACAUCAACGUCAACGACAACAAGUUCUGGUCAAACAGACUCAACAAGCUCAACUUCAACAACAGCCACCACCACCACCACAGAAGACGGAGAAAGAGACAAUAAUGGCGAAAUAGAAAGUCUGCUCGACACUUAUGCUAACAAAAGCUACGUGAUUGCUUACAUGUCUCUCUAUUUAUCUGAGCUUGUCCUUAUCUUCAUUCUCUUUAUUGUCUUCAUCAUCUUAGCAAAUUCCACUGGAUGCUGCUUUUGCGGAAGCGGGGUGGUUGACAUUGAAGAUGAGGAGAAGGGAGAUCAAGAUUCAAAUGCUUCCGAAUCUUCCGAUGAGGAAGACAGCUCUUCUGGCUCAGAUUCAAGCGAUGAUUCGUCUGAUGAAGGACUCGUUCAAUUUUGA